ACACUCGACGCUAUCUCACUCGUUGCCAUAGCUUGCUCUCUCUGCUGCUCUGUGAAGCAAAUCCCAACUCCCAAGUCGAGAUGAGUUUGGCUAUCAACCAUUGCGGCAGUUACAGCAUCAAUUCUUUCACUACUUCAAGCUGCAAGCAUGGCUGGAAAACUAGUCAUGGUAGAUAUAUGGUGCCCGUCGGAGCGCUGAAGAGACAUUCAACACCUCAGGAUGUUGGCCAAGAUUUGGCACCAUUGGCAAAGAUUAAUGAUGGAAGCAGGAGCUUUCAAAUCAAGACAGUUGUGAAUGCCAUAGCAGUGGGAAAUUUGGUCUUCACAGACAUGGCAAAGGCUGUAACUACGGGGAAUAUCCUAGAAGGUGCUGUAUCAAUUUAUGACAUUGCUGAAGGAGGAGCUGGAGAUUGGUUUGGAGGCUUCCUUUUUACCACUGGACAACAAGCUAAUGAAGCUGUUCAAGACCAGUUAUCAGCUCUCAGUUUCUCCAGUUUGGCAGUUAUUUUUGGUGCCGGGCUUGUGACUAGCCUUUCUCCUUGUACUCUCAGUGUUCUACCUCUGACCCUUGGUUACAUAGGAGCAUUUGGUUCAGGGAAAAGCAGGGCACAGGUUAUUGGGGAUUCAAUUGCCUUCUCAUUGGGAUUGGCAACUACACUUGCACUCUUAGGCAUUGCAGCCUCAUUUGCUGGGAAGGCAUAUGGACAGACAGGGCAGGGAUUACCUGUGGCCGCUUCAGGUUUAGCUAUUGUUAUGGGCUUGAAUCUUCUUGAGAUAAUUGAACUACAGCUGCCGUCCUUUUUUGACAACUUUGAUCCCCGGGCUGCUGCUGCUAAUUUUCCAUCAAGUGUGCAAGCAUAUCUAGCUGGACUUACAUUUGCUUUAGCUGCCUCUCCAUGCAGUACACCAGUGCUGGCCACUCUGCUAGGAUAUGUAGCUACAUCCAAGGAUCCAUUUAUAGGAGGCAGCCUAUUGUUGACGUACACAACUGGUUAUGUUGCUCCUCUACUUCUUGCUGCUUCUUUUGCUGGAGCAUUGCAGAGGCUGCUUUCGUUUCGCAAAUUUUCAGCAUGGAUCAACCCAAUCAGUGGUGCACUUCUAUUGGGAGGGGGAGUGUAUACUUUCUUGGAUCGGCUUUUCCCAGCUACUACAAUGGCAAUGUAGAAUCUGCUACAUGAGAAAAAGUGUGGAAUCACUUGUACAGGAUGUAAUGAUGUGUAGUUAACUAAUAUCGUAGUGUUUGAUGUCUCCUUCUCUGAGCCGGUGCUUUCUAUAAAGCUGAAAUACAAAACUAGGGUGAAACAAAAGUUAUUUCUGUAUAGCACUCUGAAUUCUGAUUUAUAAAUGGAAGAAAGAUUUGAAUGAG
Messenger RNA from Fragaria vesca subsp. vesca, 1365 nucleotides. RefSeq names its product cytochrome c-type biogenesis ccda-like chloroplastic protein 2-like. The coding region runs from base 81 to 1163 and encodes 360 amino acids. Lineage: Eukaryota; Viridiplantae; Streptophyta; Magnoliopsida; Rosales; Rosaceae. Gene Ontology annotation, cellular component: membrane. Gene Ontology annotation, biological process: cytochrome complex assembly. The transcript has 13 exons. The record is from RefSeq and is a predicted model, not a curated record.